Molecule: messenger RNA, 1418 nt
Organism: Parasteatoda tepidariorum (common house spider)
Lineage: Eukaryota; Metazoa; Arthropoda; Arachnida; Araneae; Theridiidae
Product: dietary and metabolic glutamate transporter
Biological process (GO): transmembrane transport; monoatomic anion transport
Cellular component (GO): membrane
Molecular function (GO): transmembrane transporter activity
Source: RefSeq, a predicted model, not a curated record
AUAUGAAGCAAAUCUACAUACCUAAAAGGCAUAUUAUUAUUCUGCUGGGAUGUUUCGGAAUGUUGAAUGUGUAUGCCAUGAGAAUCAACCUCAGCGUUGCAAUAGUGGCCAUGACAAAUCAUACAUCUAUUAACCCUCUAAACAACUCUAACAGUCAAGUUUCGGAAUGUUCAAACCUCCUACAAAAUCAAACAACACACGAAGUCAUGAAUUAUAAAGAGCUCAAUGCAGUUAUGCUAAGUCAAAUUCAAGGUGGAAUUGGUGUCACGUGGUGCAUGUGUUGGUUCCUCUUUAUGUAUGAAACACCAGCUUUACAUCCAAGUAUCUCCAAAGAAGAGCUGCUUUAUAUUGAACAAAAUCAAGACGAACCAUCCGAUAAGAAAGUCCCCAUUCCAUGGAAAAAUAUUAUAACAUCUGCACCUGUAUGGGCAUUUGCAUUUGCUAUGGUUGGACACAAUUUUGGAUAUCUCAUGUUGAUGACAGAGUUACCAACGUAUCUCAGCACCAUUCUUCAUUUUAAUUUAGCUGCGAGAGCUUUACAUUGCAUUUCAGGUGGAAUUGGUGUCACGUGGUGCAUUUGUUGGUUCCUCUUUAUGUAUGAAACACCAGCUUUACAUCCAAGUAUCUCCAAAGAAGAGCUGCUUUAUAUUGAACAAAAUCAAGACGAACCAUCCGAUAAGAAAGUCUCCAUUCCAUGGAAAAAUAUAAUAACAUCUGCACCUGUAUGGGCAUUUGCAUUUGCUAUGGUUGGACACAAUUUUGGAUAUCUCAUGUUGAUGACAGAGUUACCAACGUAUCUCAGCACCAUUCUUCAUUUUAAUUUAGCUGCGAAUGGUCUCCUGUCUGCUCUACCUUUUAUUCUACAAUUGUUUGUUUCAUGGAUUGCAUCAUGGGCUGCUGAUAAACUAAGGAAGGCCAACAGGUUUUCCAUCACAGUCAUUCGGAAAUUGUUCAACACCAUUGGUAUGACUGCACCCGCAAUUUGUUUGUUGGCCGUAACGCAGUUGGGAUGUCAGCCCGAACUCAUAGUUGUCCUGUUCACAAUUGGACUUGGUAUUGACGGUUGCAUAUUUUCAGGGUACAAUAUAACUCCUGUGGAUAUGACUCCUAAUUUUUCAGGAACGAUUUAUGGUAUAGCAAACACAAUUGCUAGCUUAUCUGGCUUUAUAGCACCUAUAGUUGUGGGAGUGUUUCUAGAAAGUGGUUCGACGAUGGCAAAUUGGAGUAAAGUUUUCUACACUACAGUGGCUAUUUAUUUCAUAUUUGCCACAACGUUUAUCAUUUUUGCAUCUGGUGACUUGCAACCAUGGAAUUCUGCCAGAGUUGAAUCAAAGAAAGACUGUAAUGUGGAAAAUACCAUGUGCGUAAAGAGUGGAGAUAGCAAUCUAAAGACGCCGUCUGAAACAUUUAAAUGUUGA